CUAUUAGCAUUUUUGCUUGGACCUUAUCUGCAUUUCUGUCAUCUCCCUCAACAUUAUCGCUUUCUUACGAGUUUAUUAAUGAUAUUCCAAAAUUUAUUUUAUUUUUUUACUUUUAGAUCUAGAUCCGUUUAUGAGCGUGCUCUCGACACUGAUUACCGCAAUAUUGGUUUGUGGCUUAAAUAUGCCGAAAUGGAAAUGCGUCACAAGCAGAUCAAUCAUGCUCGCAACCUUUGGGAUAGAGCAGUAACUCUAAUGCCUCGCGCAAACCAGUUUUGGUUUAAGUAUGUCUACAUGGAAGAAGCAUUGCAUAAUGUCGCUGGUGCCCGACAAGUAUUCGAAAGAUGGAUGGAAUGGCAACCAGAAGAGCAAGCUUGGCAUGCAUAUAUAAAUUUUGAGUUACGCUAUAAAGAGUUGGAUCAGGCUCGUCUUAUCUAUGAAAGAUUCGUUCUCGUUCAUCCAGAAUCAAGGAAUUGGAUUAAAUAUGCUAAAUUUGAAGAAAGAAAUGGAUUUCUUCCGUCAUCAAGGCGUAUAUUUGAACGUGCUGUGGAAUUCUUUGGUGUUGAUAAUCCUCAGAGUAAAUUGUUGAUUGAAUUCGCUAAGUUUGAGGAAAGACAGAAAGAACACGAAAGGGCAAGAGUCAUCUAUAAAUACGCUUUGAAUAAUCUACCUAAAGAUGAUCGCCAAGAAAUUUAUAAAGCAUAUACCAUACAUGAAAAAAAGUUUGGUGAUAAAUUUGCCAUUGAAGAUGUCAUCCUCAGUAAACGAACGUUCCAGUAUGAAGGAGAAAUUCAAGUCAAUCCACACAAUUACGAUGUUUGGUUUGACUAUGUACGACUCAUGGAAGAAGAAGCUUCUGUGGACGCUACUCGAGAGGUCUAUGAACGCGCUGUUUCUUUUGUACCCCCUAUUAAGGAGAAACGCUAUUGGAGACGUUAUAUCUAUCUUUGGAUUAAUUAUGCCCUCUAUGAAGAACUCUCAUCACAAGAUAUAGAUCGAACUCGUCAGAUAUACCAUGUAGUCUUGGAUCUGGUCCCUCAUACAUGUUUCACAUUUGCGAAACUUUGGCUCUAUGCCUCCAAAUUCGAGAUUCGUCAGAAGCAAUUGACAACUGCCAGAAAACUUUUGGGUUGUGCUUUGGGCAAAUGCCCUAAAGACAAACUUUUUCGCGGCUAUAUUGAACUGGAAAUACAACUUCGAGAGUUUGAUCGAUGCAGGAGACUGUAUGAAAAAUUCCUAGAAUUCGCUCCAGAAAAUUGCACCACAUGGAUGCGGGUGAGCGUUUUCUCGUUAUUUUUACUUAUAUUUGGCACACUUGUUUAUAUUCCAAAUUCUAACAAGUUUACUACGAACACAUUUUAG
This is a messenger RNA of Protopolystoma xenopodis, 1359 nucleotides long. Lineage: Eukaryota; Metazoa; Platyhelminthes; Monogenea; Polystomatidea; Polystomatidae. The record is from the annotation of a GenBank genome assembly.